Messenger RNA from Danaus plexippus (monarch butterfly), 2093 nucleotides. RefSeq names its product facilitated trehalose transporter Tret1-like. Gene Ontology annotation, biological process: transmembrane transport. NCBI's taxonomy places the organism in Eukaryota, Metazoa, Arthropoda, Insecta, Lepidoptera, Nymphalidae. Bases 176 to 1684 code for a protein of 502 amino acids. The record is from RefSeq and is a predicted model, not a curated record. The transcript is spliced from 3 exons. Gene Ontology annotation, molecular function: transmembrane transporter activity. Gene Ontology annotation, cellular component: membrane.
GAAUUGUAGCGACAAGUUCAGUAGCCAGCCGGCGCUUAAGGAACGCGGACUGAUAAACUUUUAAGACUUGGCCUUCCGCCAAUCAUGUGAUAAGGAAAAUUAUGAAAUCGAUGUCCGAUAUCGUGUGAGAUGUAGUGUUUAGUAUUGAAAGAAAGGUGAGGGAAACUCGUCGAAAAUGGGAAAGUCGGAAUCAUGGAUUACACCUUUCAAGAAACAGUGUUUCGUCACUCUUGGAGUAUGUCUAAACAUGGCGGCCCAUGGUUUGGUCAUGGGAUUUGCAGCCAUCCUUCUACCACAACUGCGGUUGCCGGGGUCACUUAUACCAAUCGACGACUCCUCAGGAUCUUGGAUAGCUGCAAUCCUGGGAUUCGCUUUGGUAGUUGGUAACUUCAUAGUGCCAACAAUAAUGGCUAAGUUUGGGCGGCGUACUGCAAACUUGGCAAGUUUGGUGCCAAUGAUAAUAGGCUGGUUCCUUAUCAUAAUAGCAAAUAACAUCACUAUUCUUCUCGUCGCAAGAUUCCUUCAAGGCCUCGCGAUGGGUAUGAGCGCUUCCCUGGGGCCUGUUCUAAUAGGGGAGUAUACGAGUCCAAAGAACCGUGGAGCGUUCUUAACAGUUAUAUCCUUGACUAUAGCGACUGGAGUUCUUUUUGUCCACUCCCUUGGAUCGUACUUUUCGUGGCAAAAGACAGCUUUGAUCAUAGCAAUUUUAGUGUUCAUUGAUUUAUUGAUAGUCAUAUAUUCGCCUGAAUCACCGAGCUGGUUAGCCGAUCAAGGGAAGUAUGAUGAAUGCAGAAAAGUUUUUAAGUGGCUUCGAGGUGACGAGGAGAAUGAUGAAUUAGAAAAGAUGAUUGAUUCAAGCAAAAUUGUGAGAGAAGCCAAGGAACUUUCGAAUGUCUCGCAAUCCUUUUCAAAAACUGUAAGAAGUAAUUUAGCGUACGUAAACGUCACAAUUAGGAAGAAAGAAUUUUACAAACCCAUAAUCAUAAUGAUUCAUAUAUAUACCUUAGGACAAUGGGCCGGAGCUAAUAUUCUAGCGGCCUAUACGAUGGACAUCUUUUCUCAUGUCAUAGGCGAUGGCACUAACAUUUCUCUGAUGGUAAUCACGUUGGACACACAAAGAAUUAUUUCUAACUCCAUUGCUGUUUACGUAAUUAAGAAAGUCAAACGACGAACUAUGCUAUUGGCUACAGUUAGUAUAAAUCUGUUCGCUUUCUUGGCGACGGCUUGCUACACAUACUUUAAGAGUCAGAAUAUGUUACCUUUCGACCACCCGGCCAUUGGAAUAGCUCUGAUACACAUCCACAUGUUAUCGAUUGCAACAGGAACAGUGCCAUUGCCGUUCAUCAUUGCCGGAGAGCUCUUUCCGCUAGAGUAUCGAAGUCUCGCUGGAGGAUUGAGUGUCUUAUUCCUUUCUUCAAACUUGUUCAUAACGGUCAAAACGGUGCCAGUUUUAUUUAAAACCGUCGGCAUCCACGGUGCUUAUGUUUUAUACGCGGGUGUUGUGGGCUACUGCCUCGUCGUUGCAAUGCUAUUACUUCCUGAAACCAAAGAUAGGACAUUGCAAGAAAUCGAAGAAGAUUUUAGAGGAAAACCCUUAUCCCCAGAGGAAUUAAAGUCAACGCAGUCGUUGACGUCAAUGAGGUAUCUUAAUACAGAUAGACGGUGUAGUAGUCCUGUAGUAUAAAGUGUUAUAAUGAUAUAUCAGAUAAAUUUGUGAUCGUCGUUCCGUUGUGUUCGUCCAAUUUUAAGAUUUUCUAAUAGUAGAAACAUUUUAGACAAAAUUUUGUAACUUAGAUACUUUGAAGGAGGUAUUAUUAUAUAAGGUGAAGUGCUAUGAUAAGAUAUGGCUGUGACUAUAUACAAUAUGUUAAAUAAAUUAUCUUUAUCAUAUGUUUGAAUUUUCUAGGACACUUAAACGUAACGCCCACCCGGAAGAAUUUUUUCGUAAAGAUAAAUGUAACACAUAAGUAGGUAUGUGCAAUCGUUAGAAAUAAAGUGUCCGAACUGAAUAUAAAAAGUAUGCCUUUUGAGGUUAAAAAUGCCAUUUUACUUGUACUUGAUUAUGGUGGAAAAAUAAUAUAACGUUGUUUUUA